This is a messenger RNA of Phytophthora sojae, 630 nucleotides long. RefSeq lists its product as hypothetical. Lineage: Eukaryota; Oomycota; Peronosporomycetes; Peronosporales; Peronosporaceae. The transcript has a single exon. The record is from RefSeq and is a predicted model, not a curated record. The coding region runs from base 1 to 630 and encodes 209 amino acids.
AUGCAGUGUGACAUGCAAGUGGACCCUCGGACCGUCACCUGUGACUUUGAACUGGGCUUGAUCAACGCUGAGCGUGAGCAGUUCCCCGGGGUGCCUCUUGUGGGAUGCCUAUUCCACUGGAAGCAAGCCUUGCGUCGCAAGAUGCUUGACUUGCGCAUCCCGGUUGACACGGUUGCUAACGUCAUGUCAAGUGGCGUGAUCGACGUGUUAACCAUCAUCACAGUGGACGAAAUUAUUUCGAAGGGCAUCCCGUACGUUCGCAGUCGCAUCGAUGAGUCUGGCCAUCGAGUCAAGUGGUCCACCUUUUGGCGCUACUUUGCCAAGACCUGGAUGCGGACGUAUGGUCCUUCAACGUGGAACGUCAAUACUAUUGCUGAGGCAGUGGACAUUGUCAACCGCACCAAUAACGCUCUGGAGCGUUUCAACCGGACGUUGAACGAGUCGUUUACGACUUCUUACCCAAGCUUGUUGACAUUUGUUGACGUGAUCAAGACCAAGUCUCAAAACUAUGUCGACCUCAUCGAAGACAUUCGCCAUCAGCGCCAGCAGCCACCUGACCAUGCCAACUUGGCACGCGUCGAAGUGCCUGACGACUACUUGCGCUUCGAACCGGAACCCACGCAGGAGUAG